CAGGGCACUUGAAGUUAGUCUACAGUUGGGCACACGGGGUUUAAACUUUUCAUUCCGACCUAUUCUGACGACAUUGUGGCACUAAAUUAGACCAUUUGUUUUAGGUUCUUGAAAGCCUGGAGUCGCUUAUUUUUUCAGUUUCAGUUAUUGUUUGAGAAACCGAGGAGGACAUGCCAGCUCAUCACACACUCCUGUCUCAGCGCCAUUUACCGGGCACAGGACGUCCUGCACUUUACAGAAUGACAGAGGGGGAAAUUGCUGUUCUCCACUUGGGGCCAGAGAAAUUUGAGCCCAGCCAUCCUGACCAUACAGCUUUAAAAAGACUCUACUGUAAGAGCGGAGGACACCAUCUCCGAUUACAGCUGGACGGAACUGUCGACGGCAGUCGAAACGAAAACGACUUGAAUACUGUUUUGAGAGUGCAGGCUGUCAGUCUGGGAGUGGUGGUCAUCAAAGGCAAUGAGACUGGACAUUAUCUGGCAAUGGAUAAGAAUGGACGGCUAUACGGAUCGCUUUUGCUUAAUGACGAGUGCUACUUCCUGGAGCAUAUGGAGGAAAACCACUACAAUACAUACAGGUCUAACAAAUACAGAGAUGGGCAGUGGUAUGUGGGACUGAAGAAGGAUGGACGUACUAAAAUGGGACCCCAAACCAGCAUUGGCCAAAAGAGUGUCAUGUUCCUGCCUCGACCAGUAGGGGGCAGUUCAGUGCUGUGAUUCUGAAGGCAGGCUGUGAAAAGGCUUCACCAAGAUCCCUACAGUGAUGGCCUACGUGAUCAAGUUCACACUCAUACAUUGUAAAUACUUUGUACAACAUUGUCACUACACUGCUAUCUACAAUGCAUUAAACUGUCCAAUGCCUUACAGUAUUUCCAGUAGGCCCAUAUGCCAAGUCACAUAACUGACAUUUGUUUUAAAGGUGUUCAGUGUAGGCUGCCUUCUGCCAUUAAUAUUGGUAACCUGUGCAUAGCCAUGCUGCUUAUCAGCAUAUCAGCAUCUUAUUUAUUUUUAUAAAAAUAUAUGUUAUUUAUAAUGUUAUUUAUAUAUUUUUGUUUUUUAGCAUUACAUGUAGAUCAUUAGCAUAAUUUAUAAGAACAAACAUAAUUUUUAAAUUGUGUCAGCUAUUUAUUAAACCAGGAUCAAGUUUAUAUUUAAGGGAAAUCAGAUGGUAUUUUGACCAAACAAUCGAAAAGGUGGCAUUAACCUUUUUCUUGUGUAAUACAUAUUGUAUUCAAAUGUAACUUUCAAUAAAAGCAAUUAUUCAUUUGUA
Molecule: messenger RNA, 1269 nt
Organism: Alosa sapidissima (American shad)
Lineage: Eukaryota; Metazoa; Chordata; Actinopteri; Clupeiformes; Clupeidae
Product: fibroblast growth factor 1-like
Exons: 4
Coding region: 171-716 (181 amino acids)
Biological process (GO): fibroblast growth factor receptor signaling pathway; positive regulation of gene expression; positive regulation of cell population proliferation
Cellular component (GO): cytoplasm
Molecular function (GO): growth factor activity; fibroblast growth factor receptor binding
Source: RefSeq, a predicted model, not a curated record